Messenger RNA from Lepus europaeus (European hare), 2349 nucleotides. RefSeq names its product kizuna centrosomal protein (gene KIZ). The record is from RefSeq and is a predicted model, not a curated record. Gene Ontology annotation, cellular component: centrosome. The transcript is spliced from 13 exons. NCBI's taxonomy places the organism in Eukaryota, Metazoa, Chordata, Mammalia, Lagomorpha, Leporidae. Gene Ontology annotation, biological process: spindle organization. Bases 62 to 2104 code for a protein of 680 amino acids.
GUCUCCUAGGACAACGCGGCCCACUGCUUGCGAGUAGGCGGUGCGGAGCUGGCUCGGCGGCAUGCGCCGGACUCCCGCCUCAUCCUUGCCGCUGGCGAGCCCCGAGUACUACGAGAGGCUGGGCCACCUCCAGCACGGGCUGCGGGACAGUGAGAAGAAGAGAUUGGACCUGGAAAAGAAGCUAUAUGAAUAUAAUCAGUCUGAUACCUGCAGGGAGAAGCUGAAGUAUGUGAAACUAAAGAAAUACCUCAAGGAAAUAUGCGAAGCUGAGCGGAGGGCUCAGACUCGAAACAAAGAGUAUCUAAAGCAGUGUGAACGUGUGCAAGCUCACGUUGGACAGUUUACCACAAACACAAAGAAGCUCCAAGAACUGAAGAUUGAAUAUGAGACUCAGAUUAAGAAGAUGCAGCUACUGUCAAAAGACAGCCCGGAAAUAAAAGGUGAACUGAAAGAUCAAGACAGCAGAAAGGUUGCACAACAGGCAGGAAUUAACUUGGGGACCGCCAUGUCAAGAGGACUGUAUCAACCAGCAACAAUCUUUAUGGGCCGCCAAAUGUCAGCCGUCUCAAGCAUUGGAGGUUUCAGUGUAGAGCAGAAAUCUCCCCAGCCCACAAAGAACUUUUCAAUUCCUGACCCACAUUCACUUGCACAGACAGCCCAGAGCAGUGAUGUGACAGACAGCUGUGUAGUACAAACCAACAGUGACACACAGUGCUUAAAUAAGUCUGACAGAACAGAUGGAAAGACAUCUCUUCAGAUUGGUGCGAAAACGCCCGUCACAGCCAGUGUAUUGUCUGAGGAGGAACAAACUCAUUGCUUGGAGAUAGGAAGCAACACACGUCACAGCGAGAGUAAUUUAUCUGUAGGCAAAAAGUCUGCUGAACUCCAUUCCCCGUUACAGGAAAGAUUAAGUCCAAAGAACAGAACCGAUGAUUUAAAGUGUGACAGUUGCAGCAGAUCAGAGGGAUCAGAGGGAGAAAUAUUGACACGGGAACAUAUUGAAGUCGAGGAAGAAAGAGCCAGCCCGCCAGUCUCUCCUGUAUCAGUUUCAGAACACUGUGCAUCGGAAAAUAAGUGGUCUCAAGAGAAGCAUUCUGCUUGGGGAGCUUUCUCAGGCCAUCAUCCUCAAGGGGACCCAGAAUCACAGAGCCCCAUCAGAGAAAGCCACGAGGAGAAGGAGGAGGACAGUUUGAGCAGCAGCAGUAGUGACCUCACAGUUUCUGUAAGUGAAGACGAUUUGAUUUUAAAGAGUCCGGAACCACCGCCAAAUCCCGGUGACCAGAUGGAGGGAGAGGACGGAAUAGAGGCCUUAAAACUAAUCCACGCCGAGCAGGAAGGAGAAGCCCUGUCCUCUGAAGAAGAUGAUUGUGUUUUGCGAACCGUGAGCUCUCCGGGUUCAGAAAAGGAAUCCUCCACAAACUCACCUGCACGAGAAUCUAAACAAGCCUCAGACUCAGGCCUACUGCAGGCACAGUGUCGUGUGGCCGCCUUGAGAGAACGUGCUAAUUCUCCCCAACAAGAGGCAACAGCAUUCUUGAAAAAAGUCCUUACGGAAGAGAGUGCUGAUGGGUCAGCUAUUCACAGUAAUGAAUCAUCUUGCAGCCUGCCAUCUAUUCUGAAUGACAAUCCUGGAAUAAAGGAAGCAAAACCCCCUCUAUGGCUCAACAGUGUUCACACAGGGGAACAAGAAGUUUCAAGUGACUGUGGAGAUGAGAGAAAGGAAGAAAACAUGGCCACAGUGAUCCCAAUCACAGAAACAAAAGUCUACCAGUUGCUGAAGAUGUCUACCCUUCAGGACAGCAGAAAGCGAACUGAAGAUGGAUUUCAGAAGGCAGAAGCUUCUGUGCCACACUUGGCAGGUGUGAACGCCGGCAGCAGCACCCUCGAGACAAAGCCAGCCAACAGAAUGGCUGCGGAGGCCGGGCUGUCGUCCUGUGAAGGAAGUCCUUUGUCAAGGGGUGAAAAGCAGAAGAACCUGAUCACCAACUUGAAGUCCAAUGUCUUUUGGGGUGAGUCGGAUGACAGCAACUCAGAAAUUGAAGCUGCCUUACGCCCUAGAACCUGUGACACGUCCAACGAUGAUUUUGAUGAUUUUUAUGAUUAACACACUGUAACAUCUGUUGGAAAUAAAGUCUUUAGACACACUGAAACCCUGUGUUCAUCUGCGACGUCGAAAGUGAACAUGUGCUUCUAAGUGUUCCCGUCACCGGAUGGGGAAACGUGGGCUCCCAUUGCGACGCAGGAGAAGAUUGAUGGCGUGGAUCUGAGCUAGCAUAUUCAUUUCAGUCAUGUGUCAUCAAGCAGCAGAGUGACAAAUGCAGGGCGCGACCAAAUUCACAGGCUGGUCCU